Gavia stellata (red-throated loon) is the source of this 1113-nucleotide messenger RNA. Its product is annotated as transmembrane protein 121. The record is from RefSeq and is a predicted model, not a curated record. Lineage: Eukaryota; Metazoa; Chordata; Aves; Gaviiformes; Gaviidae.
AUGCUUCUGGGCCCGGGGAUGCACGCCUGCACAGGACGCGCUCCCUCGGCCAAAAAGCAGGAGUUCAGGAUGGUUCCCCCACCACCUGUCAGCAAGCCCCACGUGUGCCUCUCCACCGUGCUCAUCAUGACCAGCCUCGUCCUCAUGGAUGCCUACCUGGUGGAGCAGAGCCAGGGCUCCAAGAAGCUGGGCAUCUGUGUCAUGGUGGCAGUGGGUGACGUGUGCUUCCUGCUGGUGCUUCGCUACGUGGCCAUCUGGGUCGGGGCAGAGGUAAAGACAGCUAAGCGGGGCUACGCCAUGAUCCUCUGGUUCCUUUAUGUCUUCGUUCUGGAGAUCAAAGUCUACUUUGUAUACCAGAACUAUAAAGCUGACCGGAAGAGUCUGGAUCUCAUAGCCCGCAAAGCACUGACCUUGCUGCUCUCCAUCUGCAUCCCAGCCCUCUACAUGUUGUUGGUGGCCACAGAGCACAUGGAGUAUGUCAGGACAUUCAAGAAGAAAGAAGAUCUCCGCAACCGCCUCUUCUGGGUCAUUGUGGACGUGCUGGAUGUGCUGGACAUCCAGGCCAACCUGUGGGAGCCCCAGAAGAAGGGGCUGCCGCUCUGGGCUGAGGGCAUCAUGUUCUUCUACUGCUACAUCUUGCUCCUGGUCCUCCCUUGUGUGUCCCUCUGCGAGAUCAGCAUGCAAGGGAUUGGCAUCAUGCCGCACCGGAUGAUGCUGUACCCCAUGCUGAGCAUGCUCACGGUCAACAUCACCACCAUCUUUAUCCGAGGCAGCAACAUGGUCUUCUUCAGGGACACCCGGGUCUCCGGCAUCUUCAUGGGCAAGAACAUGCUGGCCAUUGGGCUGAAGGUCUGUACGUUUGUGCAGUACCAGCAGCACCGGCACCACGCGACCCUGGGGCCAGACCUGGCCCUGCAGCACAACACCCAGGCCCAGCCCUCCCCAGGGCUGCUCAAGUCCCAGGACCAGCCUACCUGCCCUGAGGAGCUGGCCCAGGACAACACGUGACAAGCCAGCAGGAGCCACAGCCUGGGCACCGCCACGCCUAGCCGUACCUGCAAACCCGAGGCGGGCCGUCGAGCUCCCCACCUGGACAGAGGGCAAUGACCCUGC